Toxorhynchites rutilus septentrionalis is the source of this 1488-nucleotide messenger RNA. RefSeq lists its product as uncharacterized. The transcript has a single exon. NCBI's taxonomy places the organism in Eukaryota, Metazoa, Arthropoda, Insecta, Diptera, Culicidae. Gene Ontology annotation, biological process: DNA integration. The record is from RefSeq and is a predicted model, not a curated record. The coding region runs from base 1 to 1488 and encodes 495 amino acids. Gene Ontology annotation, molecular function: nucleic acid binding.
AUGCAGAACGAACUUCGUGCAGCAGAAACUAUCAUCUUGAAACUCGUUCAAUGGGAGUCGUAUGCGGAUGAGAGAAGUAUUCUUGAACGAAAUGAAGACAAGCCGAUUAACGAAAGGAAGCCGUUGGACAAAAGCAGUGGGAUUUACGAAUUAGUUCCAAUAAUCUACGAGAAUGGAUUGUUACGCCAGUAUGGGAGAAUUGGGGCUGCGAGAGACAUCAGUUAUGACAUGCGCCAUCCAGUGAUUUUGCCCAGAGAUCACUGGGUAACUAGACUGAUAGUUGAGAAGUACCACCGUAAAUAUCGACAUGCUAACCCGGAAACUGUCGUGAAUGAGAUACGUCAAGUCUACAGUAUAUCCAAACUUCGUUCUCUUGUCAAGAAUCUAUCACGAGCUUGUAUGAUGUGUAAGCUACGCAAGGCUCGUCCGAAUAUUCCGCCUAUGGCUCCAUUACCACCAGCGCGUUUACCCGUGCGCGUUCGCCCGUUCAGUUACGUGGGAGUGGACUACUUUGGGCCUCUGCUAGUGAAAGUCGGAAGAGCCAGCGUCAAAAGGUGGAUUGCAUUGUUUACGUGCCUUACAGUACGUGCGGUACACUUGGAGGUAGCGUACAGUCUGUCGACAUCUUCAUGUGUUUCGUGUGUGCGGCGCUUCGUAGGGCGACGUGGUUCGCCAGUGGAGUUCAUUAGUGAUAAUGGGACCAACUUCCAAGGAGCUGAACGUUUGCUGGGGGAACAAAUAAAGCAGGGACUGUCGGCAACGUUUACAAAUUCAUCGACAAAGUGGACUUUUAUACCGCCCGGUGCCCCACACAUGGGAGGCGCAUGGGAACGGCUUGUGCAGUCCGUCAAGAGAGCCAUGAUGGAUGCGUACGCUGAGGGGAAGUUGGAUGAUGAGGGUUUACAAACGUUGGUCGUGGAAGCGGAAAGCAUUGUGAACUCAAGGCCUCUGACCUACCUGCCUCUGGAUUCUGCUGAGUCAGAGGCGUUGACACCGAACCAUUUUUUGAUGGAAAGUUCGAGUGGCGCCAAUCUACCGGAUACAGCACCGGAUCCACAACAACUGCCUUUGCAAGAUAUGUGGAAUCAAAUACAGCAAAAAUUGGAUCGGUUCUGGUAUCGCUGGAUCGUGGAGUACCUGCCAGUGAUACGGAGACAACCGAAGUGGUUUAACGAGGUUCGACCAAUACAAGUAGGGGACUUGGUGCUGGUAGUCAACGGUAAUGAACGUAAUUGCUGGAUACGAGGACGCGUAAUUGAAACCAUUGUCGGAACCGAUGGCCGAGUUCGGCAAGCCAAGGUACAAACCACAGGAAGCAUUCUUCGUCGACCAGUGUCAAAGCUGUCGUUGUUGGAUGUGGAUUCAAGUAGUGCAGUCUUGGUGGAUCGCAAGAUGCACCCGGGGGAGGAUGCUGCCGCAGUAGCAAUGGACUUGGCAACCCGGGCAAACAAUGAACAUACCGAGAUAACACCGAUAGCUACGGUGUAA